Molecule: messenger RNA, 1239 nt
Organism: Cladocopium goreaui
Lineage: Eukaryota; Dinophyceae; Suessiales; Symbiodiniaceae
Source: the annotation of a GenBank genome assembly
AUGCCCUCUCCUUUUAAGAAGCUCUACAGCGGACCAGUCUCAGCGAUCGCUUGUGUCUACGGCUCAGAGCGCCGUCCAACCGAACCUCCUCUUUUGCCGUUUUUUCUUUUUUGCGUUCUGUUUGCACCCUGUGUUGCUGUCCCCGCAGCCAUUCCAGCUCUUGCGAUCCCUCCCUUUUUUGCUCCUGCUGUUUUCGCCAUGACCAAGAAUGGCCGCCUUGCCACUCCAUGGUCAACCCGCGCGGCAGCCACUCUCAAAGUCUUGCGCGCCAAGAAACGCAACCUCACGUCCCAGGCCUCAGUUUCAAAUUCGCUGUCUUAUCCGGAACGCCGCGUGACCCAACUCCUUCGCCUCACAAUGGCCAAGAGUUUGAAAGGAACGUGGACGAUGGUCGCGCCGACUGUGGAGCCGGCCAAGUUUCUGGUCAUGCUCGUGGCCGAACUGGCCUUCAUGCGGACAUCGCGCUUACCUCCCAGCCAAUAUAUUCUCAACAAAUGGCCAAUCCGACCGAACAAGCUCGUUGCCGAGCUUGCUGCCUUUACCACCGGCGGCCCCGGGACGCGGUUCCUACCUACGCGCCGUGCAGCAAAUGGAACACUGCUGCGCUACAACCGCGACACCCAGGCUUAUACCCUGGGAGAUUUGUCAAGCUUUGUGGCCACCGGCCUCCACCAAGCUUGCCUCAAAGGCAAUGACCUGCGGGCCCCGGAUAUCGAGCACCUUCUUCGAAACACACCGUUUCGACGAGGGUGGGCCCUGAGCUUGCCACACAUCAUGGCCACUCUGGCUUUGUGUGGCCGGGCAAACCCUGCAAGCAUGGAUUUGCCUCGGAAUCUCGGGCCGCGGACGGCGACCUGCCUCCGCUUACUUUUUGGCAACGCGUCCGAAGCCCAGGUCGUGGCCGCAAUUCAAGCCGAACAACGCCUCCUCGGCACUCCCGAGGCGUCUCCAGGGGCGUCCCUGCCUCUUUUUUUUCAUUUCUUCUUCUUUUGUUUUCAACCACUGCCGCAGGACGGCGUGAUGAACACUGCGGAAGUGCGCGGCUGGCUCUGUAAGAGGAAUUUACCACAGGAGAUGGGACAUCCAAGAUGGGAAAGAUGGGAACUGGCAGGUAGGGAGACGGGAAGAGGAAUUUACCACAUGACAUGGGACUUCCAAGAUGGGAACUACCAGGUAGGGAAACGGGAAGAGGAAUUUACCACAGGAGAUGGGACAUCCCUGAUGGGAACUGGCAGGUAG